This is a messenger RNA of Aspergillus chevalieri, 417 nucleotides long. RefSeq lists its product as uncharacterized. The record is from RefSeq and is a predicted model, not a curated record. Bases 1 to 417 code for a protein of 138 amino acids. The transcript has a single exon. Lineage: Eukaryota; Fungi; Ascomycota; Eurotiomycetes; Eurotiales; Aspergillaceae.
AUGCCUUGUUACAUGUCAGACUACAUGUCAUCUACCAGCAGAGCCCGCAUUAUUCCAGUCAGACGUCCUCUCCUUCCUCCGAAGAAGUCCUCCGUGUGUCUAAAUCCCAGCUCCAGACCGGCCGACAUCCAGUUUCGAAAACCUGCCUUCUCAGAGAAUGAUGUUUCUUUUGAUGAUCAAAAAUACCGGCAAGAAAGAAGUUGCCCGGUGAUUAUCGAGUACGAUUUUUCCAACGCCCCGCAGCCAUUUUUGGAUCCGGAUGUUUGGAAUAGGAUGCGGAGGCAGGCUCAAGAAUCUACGCCGGGACGGGAGGAUGGAUCUUAUGGUGAUUUAGAGGAGCGUGACAGACGAAGAGAAAGGGAAGCAGAGUAUGGAGGGCUUGCCAUCCAAGGCAGAGCGGCCAGAAGGAAGAAAUGA